CUCAUUCCCCUCACCCUUCAGAACAGAGAGUAUCGUUAGUUCUCGUUUUAUGCGCCGCCACCUCCACCACGGAAACAACAACCACCAUGAAAACCACCGUCACCGCCACCACUACUUAGGGUUUCACCUCUAUUCGUUUUCUAGGGUUUCGAAAUCAGUCUUAACUCUCUAUUUUGCUCUCUCUCGCUCGCUCUCACUCUCACUCCUUCCCUUUCGAGCUGGAUUCUCUCUCCUUCCUCUCCCGAAGAAUCUUCAUGCGCCGCUGGUUCAGCGGCUUCGUUGAUUAGCUUCUCUCUCUAUUUCUCCUCUGUUUCUCUCUCAUCGAGUUUCUCUCUGUAUCUUCGGUUAUAUGAUCGUUUCCGUUACCAUCACUUCGCUCCGAUUUGCAUGGCAUUGGGGGAUUUGAUGGCAUCGUCGCGGUUCUCUCAAUCUCCUCUCAUCGUCGUCUCUAAUAGCCACAGCCAGAGUCAUAGCCAUAACCACUUCGACGAUUGCGCUUCGUCGUCUUCCUCGUUGUACGCGCUAGACGACGGUGAUUUUGGUUCUAGGAGGCGCGAUUCGGAAGCUUCCACCGCCGCAGCAGCGGCGGCGAGUGUAGGUUAUGGUAAUGGUGAUGUAACAGCUGCCACCAGCAUGGCGUACCUGCCGCAGACCGUCGUGCUGUGCGAGCUGCGGCAUGAGGCGUUCGAAGCCUCCACGCCAGCCGGACCUGCUGUCAACGGGUUGGUCUCGAAAUGGCGCCCGAAGGAAAGAAUGAAGACGGGAUGUGUAGCUCUUGUAUUAUGUUUAAACAUUAGUGUUGAUCCACCAGAUGUAAUAAAGAUAUCUCCCUGUGCUAGAAUGGAGUGCUGGAUAGAUCCUUUUAACAUGGCACCUCAGAAAGCAUUGGAGUUAAUUGGAAAAAGUUUGAGCAAUCAGUAUGAAAGGUGGCAACCAAAGGCUCGGAUCAAGUGUCAACUUGAUCCAACAAUUGAUGAGGUGAAAAAGCUUUGUAUUACAUGCCGUAGAUAUGCAAAGUCUGAAAGAGUAUUAUUUCAUUACAAUGGCCAUGGUGUUCCAAAGCCAACUCCCAAUGGUGAAAUUUGGGUCUUCAAUAAGAGUUAUACGCAGUAUAUCCCCUUACGAGUUGCUGACCUCGAUUCGUGGCUGAAGACCCCCUCAAUAUAUGUUUUUGACUGCUCUGCUGCUGGGGGUAUUGUUAAUGCUUUCAUUGAGCUUAAUGAAUGGAAUGCUUCUAACUCCCCUGGAACCACGAGAGAUUGCAUUUUGCUUGCAGCAUGCGAGGCACAUGAGCAAUUGCCUCAGAGUGCAGAAUUCCCUGCUGAUGUAUUUACAUCAUGCCUUACGACACCUAUUAAGAUGGCAUUGCGAUGGUUUUGUACCCGUUCAUUACUUCGUGGGUCUCUUGACUAUUCACUUAUAGACAAGAUCCCUGGUCGUCCAAAUGAUAGAAAAACACUUCUGGGAGAACUAAAUUGGAUUUUUACUGCAGUAACUGACACAAUUGCCUGGAAUGUUCUUCCUCAUGAUCUCUUUCAGAGACUGUUCAGACAGGACUUGUUAGUUGCAAGUUUAUUCAGAAACUUUCUGCUGGCUGAGCGAAUCAUGCGAUCUGCAAAUUGUACUCCUGUUUCUUUUCCAAUAUUGCCGCCAAGCCAUCAGCAUCAUAUGUGGGAUGCAUGGGACAUGGCUGCUGAGCUUUGCUUGUCGCAACUCCCGUCAUUAGUUGAGAAUCCUAAUGCAGAGUUUCAGCCUAGUUCAUUUUUCAGUGAGCAGUUAACAGCAUUUGAGGUAUGGCUUGACCAUGGUUCUGAACAUAAGAAGCCACCAGAGCAGUUGCCUAUUGUUCUCCAGGUUUUGCUUAGUCAAUGCCAUCGAUUUAGGGCUUUAGUUCUCCUUGGAAGGUUUCUUGACAUGGGACCAUGGGCUGUAGAUUUGGCACUGUCUGUUGGAAUAUUUCCUUAUGUUCUGAAGCUUUUACAAACAACAACACCAGAACUUCGUCAGAUUCUUGUCUUCAUAUGGACAAAAAUUCUCGCACUAGACAAGUCAUGUCAGGUUGAUCUAGUGAAGGAUGGAGGUCAUAUAUAUUUUAUUAAGUUUCUUGAUAGAAUGGAAGCAUAUCCGGAGCAAUGUGCAAUGGCUGCUUUUGUUUUAGCAGUAAUUGUUGAUGGCUACAGACGAGGUCAAGAAGCCUGUAUUGAAGCUGGUUUAAUCCAUGUUUGCUUAAAGCAUCUUCAGUCUUCAUCUCCCAAUGAUUCACAAACUGAACCCCUUUUCCUUCAGUGGCUUUGCCUGUGUCUGGGAAAACUGUGGGAUGAUUUCACAGAGGCCCAAAUAAUAGGUUUGCAGGAAGAUGCUGUUUCUAUAUAUGUUUCUCUACUGUCUGAACCCCAACCAGAGGUUAGGGCUUCUGCUGUAUUUGCGCUAGGUACUCUUCUCAAUGUGGGAGUUGAUUACUGCAGAGGUGCUGGCGGGGAUGAAGAUUGUGAUGAUGAUGAAAAGUGUAGGGCUGAUUUUAGUAUAGUGAAAAACCUUUUGAGUGUUUCUUCAGAUGGGAGUCCACUGGUGAGGGCAGAGGUAGCAGUGGCUUUGGGACGCUUUGCCUUUGGUCAUAACAAGCACUUAAAGUCCAUUGCUGCUGCUUACUGGAAACCUCAGAGUAACAGUUUGCCGAAAUCCUUACCUUCACUGGCAAAUGUGAAUGGAUCUGGUGGUGGGCAUACUAACCAGAACCAGCAUAUGCCUCAUGGAAGUAUUAUUUCAUCUCAAAUUGGGCGCCUUUCCAGGAUUGGAAGCGACAAUUCUUCAGUAGUCCAUGAUGGGCGGGUCUCUUCUAGCAGUCCUCUUGCUGGUUCUGGAAUUAUGCAUGGGUCCCCUUUGUCUGAUAAUUCAUCUCAUCAUUCUGAUUCAGCAAUACAGAAUGAUAGUUUUAGCAACGGAGUUGCUAACCAUACUGGACCAAAGUCCUUAGACAAUGCAUUGUAUUCAGAAUGUGUAGCUGUUAUGUGUGAUUUAGCAAAAGAUCCAUCUCCUCGCAUUGCAAACCUCGGUCGCCGGAUACUGUCAAUAAUAGGUAUUGAACAAGUGGUAGCAAAACCGUCCAAGUCUGCUGGUGUUCGGAUAGGUGAACCUGUGGCAAGUCUAGUUCGGUCAUCUUCAUGGUUUGAUAUGAACGGAGGUCACUUGCCUCUAACCUUCAGAACUCCUCCAGUCAGCCCACCUCGUGCAAACGUUUUAACUGGAAUGAGAAGAGUAUGCUCUUUGGAUUUUAGGCCCCAUAUAAUAACUUCUCCAGAUUCUGGAUUAGCUGAUCCCCUUCUAGGCUCCGGAGGAGUGUCUGGGACUUCAGAUAACAGUUUUCUUCCACAAUCAACUAUAUAUAAUUGGAGUUGUGGGCACUUUUCCAGGCCACUACUAACUCCUUCUGAUGAUAGUGAAGAAGUAUUGGCCAGAAGAGAGGAGAGGGAAAAAAUUGCAUUGGAGCAGAUAUCAAAGUGCCAGCACUCUGCUGUUAGCAGGCUAACCAAUCCAAUUGCUAAAUGGGACACAAAAGGCACACAAACAAUACUGUUACAGCCUUUCUCUCCUAUUGUGAUAGCUGCUGAUGAGAAUGAGCGGAUCAGGGUAUGGGACCAUGAACAAGCUGCACCCCUUAACAGUUUUGACAAUCAUGAUUUUCCAGACAAGAGGAUUUGUAAGCUCUGCCUGGUGAAUGAGCUUGAUGAUAGCUUGCUUCUUGCUGCUUCAUGCGAUGGAGACAUUCGGAUUUGGAAAGAUUAUACUCUGAAGGGUGACCAAAAGCUUGUCACUGCAUUCUCUUCCAUUCAUGGUCAUAAAUCUGGUAGGAGUAGUCUGAAUGUGAAUGUUGAUUGGCAACAACAAUGUGGUUAUCUGUAUGCUUCGAGUGAGUUGUCACCUAUUAUGCUUUGGGAUCUGGACAAGGAACAGCUUGUUAAUCGUAUACCUUCAUCAUCAGAUUGCAGUAUCACAGCAUUGGCUGCAUCUCAAGUACAUGGAGGACAAUUUGCAGCGGGUUUUGUGGAUGGUUCUGUUAGACUUUAUGAUGUCAGGAAACCUGAAAUGGUUGUCUGUGAAUUACGGCCACACAGACAGAGAGUAGAAAGAGUUGUGGGAAUUGGCUUCCAACCUGGACUAGAUCCCGGAAAGAUGGUUAGUGCUUCUCAGGCUGGGGAUAUCCAAUUCCUGGAUAUCAGGAAUCAUAAGGGUGCUUAUCUCACUAUCGAUGCUCACAGAGGUUCACUAACCGCUUUAGCUGUACAUAGACAUGCUCCCAUUAUUGCCAGUGGCUCCGCAAAGCAACUUAUUAAAGUCUUUAGCCUUGAGGGUGACCAACUUGGCAGCAUUCGAUACUACCCUACCUUAAUGGCCCAGAAAAUUGGUUCUGUUAGCUGCCUUGGUUUCCACCCGUACCAAGCAUUGCUUGCUGCUGGUGCUGCAGACGCAUGUGUCAUCUAUGCCGAUGAGCACACUCAGGCAAGAUGAAUCAGCAUUCUUUCUUUCCUCUACGAUAUAUGCUGUUUAACUUUGAACAGUUGCAUCAAAUGUCUCUGGAGUGCCACAAUACGUUUGUUGCAGUUUGGAUAAUCCUGUGAUGCUGCAUCAAUCCCUUUCCGCUGUGAAUACAUCUUAAAUAUUGGUAGGGUGAAUUUCUACUGAUAGUAUAUGCAAAAAAAUUAUAUUAUAUUCAUUAGCCUCCAUGGUAGAUGGUUGCACUCGACAGGAUAAUCCUGCAUAAUUAUUGGAGGCUCUGGCAAAUAAUGUCAUCUUCGUAAAUAUGUGUAAAUAUAUCAUUUUCGUUCAUAAUUUU
Arachis stenosperma is the source of this 4831-nucleotide messenger RNA. RefSeq names its product regulatory-associated protein of TOR 1-like. Lineage: Eukaryota; Viridiplantae; Streptophyta; Magnoliopsida; Fabales; Fabaceae. Bases 388 to 4506 code for a protein of 1372 amino acids. Gene Ontology annotation, biological process: TOR signaling; regulation of autophagy; cellular response to starvation. The record is from RefSeq and is a predicted model, not a curated record. Gene Ontology annotation, molecular function: protein binding; protein-macromolecule adaptor activity. The transcript has 23 exons. Gene Ontology annotation, cellular component: TORC1 complex; cytoplasm.